This is a messenger RNA of Mustela lutreola (European mink), 7166 nucleotides long. RefSeq names its product RNA polymerase I subunit B (gene POLR1B). The coding region runs from base 87 to 3530 and encodes 1147 amino acids. Gene Ontology annotation, biological process: DNA-templated transcription. Gene Ontology annotation, molecular function: DNA-directed RNA polymerase activity; ribonucleoside binding; DNA binding. The record is from RefSeq and is a predicted model, not a curated record. Lineage: Eukaryota; Metazoa; Chordata; Mammalia; Carnivora; Mustelidae. Gene Ontology annotation, cellular component: nucleus; RNA polymerase I complex. The transcript is spliced from 15 exons.
CCCAGCAGGCCGUGGGCGCCGGCGUGCUUGCCCUUCUUCCCGGCGUGUGCAGAGCGGUCUCUGGCUGUGGGUGUGCUGAGGGACGCAUGGAUCCUGGCGGACGCAUGGAUCCCGACGGACGCCUGGAACCAGCCGGCCGGUGGCAGAAUCUGCCCAGCGGGCCUAGCCUAAAGCACUUAACUGACCCGUCUUAUGGGAUCCCGCGGGAGCAGCAAAAGCCAGCGUUGCAGGAACUGACGCGGGCGCAUGUGGAGUCCUUCAACUACGCUGUGCGCGAGGGGCUCAGCCACGCGGUGCAGGCUAUCCCUCCCUUUGAAUUCGCUUUCAAAGAUGAGCGCAUCUCCCUUACUAUUGUGGACGCUGUCAUCAGCCCGCCCAUGGUUCCGAAAGGCAACAUCUGCAAAGAGCUCAACAUUUAUCCAGCCGAAUGCCGGGGCCGGAGGAGCACCUACCGGGGCAAGCUGACGGCUGAUAUCAGCUGGGCAGUGAAUGGAAUCUCAAGAGGAAUCAUUAAACAGUUUCUUGGCUACGUUCCCAUCAUGGUGAAGUCUAAGCUUUGCAACUUACACGGCCUUCCUCCCAAAGCCCUCAUUGAGCACCAUGAGGAAGCAGAGGAAAUGGGAGGCUAUUUUAUAAUAAAUGGCAUUGAAAAAGUCAUCCGAAUGUUGAUUAUGCCUCGGAGGAAUUUCCCCCUUGCAAUGAUCAGACCAAAAUGGAAAACCAGAGGGCCUGGCUAUACUCAGUAUGGAGUCUCAAUGCACUGUGUGAGGGAGGAACAUUCUGCUGUUAAUAUGAACCUUCACUACUUGGAAAAUGGCACGGUUAUGUUGAACUUUAUUUAUCGGAAAGAACUAUUUUUUCUUCCUUUGGGAUUUGCACUUAAGGCGCUUGUCAGCUUUUCCGAUUACCAGAUUUUUCAGGAGCUCAUGAAAGGCAAAGAGGAGGACUCUUUCUUUAGGAACUCCGUUUCUCAGAUGUUAAGGAUUGUCAUGGAAGAGGGUUGUUCCACACAAAAGCAGGUUCUUAACUAUCUAGGUGAACGCUUCAGAGUCAAGCUCAGUCUUCCUGACUGGUGUCCAAAUGAACAAGCUGCAGAGUUUCUGUUUAACCAGUGCGUCUGUAUCCACCUGAAAUCCAAUACGGAAAAGUUUUAUAUGCUUUGUCUCAUGACCCGGAAGCUCUUUGCAUUAGCCAAAGGAGAGUGCAUGGAGGACAGUCCGGAUAGUUUAGUGAAUCAGGAAGUCCUGACGCCCGGUCAGCUCUUCCUCAUGUUUCUGAAGGAAAAAAUGGAAUCUUGGUUAGUAUCUAUUAAAAUAGCUCUAGACAAGAGGGCUCAGAAGACGAAUGUGUCCAUAAACACUGAAAAUUUGAUGAAGAUUUUUAAUCUGGGAACAGACCUUACAAAGCCGUUUGAGUAUCUUCUUGCUACUGGAAAUCUGCGUUCUAAAACAGGUCUUGGCUUCCUGCAAGAUUCUGGCCUUUGUGUUGUGGCUGAUAAGCUGAACUUCGUACGCUAUCUCUCCCAUUUCCGCUGUGUGCACAGAGGGGCCGAUUUUGCCAAGAUGAGGACCACCACGGUACGCAGGCUGCUGCCGGAGUCCUGGGGCUUCCUGUGUCCUGUGCACACCCCAGACGGGGAGCCCUGCGGCCUCAUGAACCACUUGACUGCUGUGUGCGAGGUUGUUACACAGUUUGCGUACACGGCAUCUGUUCCCGCUCUGCUGUGCAGCUUGGGGGUCACUCCAGUUGACGGAACUCCACACCGACCGUACAGCGAGUGCUACCCUGUCCUGCUGGAUGGCGUCAUGCUCGGCUGGGUGGAUAAGGAACUCGCUCCUAGCAUUGCAGAUUCGCUCCGACAUUAUAAGGUGUUGAGAGAAAAAAGAAUUCCUCCCUGGAUGGAAGUGGCCCUUAUCCCCAUGACAGGAAAACCAAGUCUGUACCCAGGAUUGUUCCUGUUUACCACUCCUUGUAGACUGGUGCGUCCCGUGCAGAACUUGGAAUUAGGCAAAGAAGAACUAAUUGGAACUAUGGAGCAGAUCUUCAUGAACAUUGCCAUCUUUGAGGAUGAGGUUUUGGCAGGUGUUACCACUCACCAGGAGCUCUUCCCCCACAGCCUGCUGAGUGUGAUCGCCAACUUCAUCCCUUUCUCCGAUCACAACCAGAGUCCCCGGAACAUGUACCAGUGCCAGAUGGGGAAGCAAACCAUGGGCUUUCCACUUCUCACUUACCAAGCUCGAUCAGAUAAUAAACUGUAUCGUCUUCAGACUCCACAAAGCCCUUUAGUGAGACCAUACAUGUAUGAUUAUUAUGACAUGGAUAACUAUCCAAUUGGGACAAAUGCCAUCGUUGCUGUUAUUUCUUACACUGGCUACGAUAUGGAAGAUGCCAUGAUCGUGAAUAAGGCCUCCUGGGAACGAGGCUUUGCCCAUGGAAGUGUCUACAAGUCUGAGUUCAUAGAUCUAUCUGAGAAAAUUAAACAAGGAGACGAUAGUCUGGUGUUUGGAGUCAAACCUGGUGACCCGCGGAUUCUGCAAAAGUUAGAUGACGAUGGCUUGCCGUUCAUCGGAGCCCAGCUACAGUAUGGAGACCCGUAUUAUGGCUACCUGAACCUCAACACCGGAGAAAGCUUCGUGAUGUACUAUAAGAGUAAAGAAAAUUGCAUCGUGGAUAACAUCAAAGUGUGUAGUAAUGACACCGGCAAUGGGAAGUUCAAGUGUAUCUGCAUCACGAUGAGAGUCCCUCGGAACCCGACCAUUGGAGACAAAUUCGCCAGUCGCCACGGGCAGAAGGGCAUCCUGAGCAGGCUGUGGCCAGUAGAGGACAUGCCGUUCACCGAGAGUGGGAUGGUUCCAGACAUUCUGUUCAAUCCUCACGGUUUUCCAUCCCGCAUGACCAUCGGGAUGUUAAUUGAAAGUAUGGCAGGGAAGUCCGCUGCCCUGCACGGUCUCUGCCAUGAUGCGACACCCUUUACCUUUUCAGAGGAGAACUCGGCCUUGGAGUACUUCGGGGAGCUGUUAAAAGCCGGUGGCUACAACUUCUAUGGCACCGAGAGGUUGUACAGCGGCAUCAGUGGACUAGAACUAGAAGCAGACAUUUUCAUAGGUGUGGUUUAUUACCAGCGUUUGCGCCACAUGGUCUCAGACAAGUUCCAGGUUAGGACCACGGGAGCCAGAGACAAAGUCACCAAUCAGCCUAUUGGGGGAAGGAAUGUCCAGGGUGGAAUCCGUUUUGGGGAAAUGGAGCGGGACGCUCUUUUAGCUCAUGGUACAUCUUUUCUCCUGCAUGACCGCCUCUUCAACUGUUCGGAUCGCUCGGUAGCACACGUGUGUGUUAAGUGUGGCAGUUUACUAUCUCCGCUGCUGGAGAAGCCACCCCCUUCCUGGUCCGCCACGCGCAACAGAAAAUACAACUGUACGUUAUGUGAUCGAAGUGACACCAUCGACACUGUUUCUGUGCCUUACGUUUUCCGGUAUUUUGUAGCUGAACUGGCAGCCAUGAACAUUAAGGUGAAACUGGAUGUCAUUUAACUUGAUGGCACCUUUCGGGUUAGGAGAACGAUCGGAUUAAAACAAACUCUAACUUGGGUUCAGUAAAGAGAUGACUCAGUUCCUCGGGAGUUUUUCUCAGGGGUGUUCGGGUUUUCCACCAAGACCGGGCAACUAAGAAUUCAGGAUUUCUGAGUCUCAUCAGGAUAACUACUGAAGCUGAUUUGCAGUAUAUUUGUUCAAAAGUUCCACAAGCAUCUUUAAAAAUGAUACACGGGAAAAAAAAUGAUACACGGAUAAGUCGAAGGGUAUACAGGGAAGUCUUUCCAACGCCAGAGUCCCUGUACCCUACUUUCUCUGGGCAGUGACCAUCAAACGUUUCUCCAUCUAGAACAAAGCAACCCAAUACAAAUACUAUUGCAAGCCAUAUAUUUCAUUUUGUAUUUGCUUAUAUCCACAUUAAAGUAAAAACCAAAGGUACUUCUAUUGAAGUGUAAUUGUUCAACAAAACUGUGCAUGUUUAACGUGUACAAUUAGACGGGUUUGAGCAUAUGCAUACACCUGUGAAAUGAUCACCGCAAUCGAGGUAAGAAACCCCACCUCCAAAAGAUUCCUUGUGCCUUUUGGGUGUGUGUGUGCGUGCGUACGCGCGCGCGUGUUUGGUUAAAAAACACUGAAUUUGACAUCUACCCUCUUAACACAUGUUUAGGUGUACAGUAGAAUAUUGUUAACUAGAGGCAGAGCUCACUCAUUUUGGAGCGAUGGAGCUGUACACCCACUCGACACCAACUCCCUGUUUCCCCCCCACCAGCUCCUGGUAGCCAUCAUUCUAGUCUGACUCUUUCAGAUCCCUCAUAUAAGUGGGAUCAUGCAGUAUUUGUGGUUCUGUGACAGGCUUAUUUUACUUAGUGUAAUGGCCUUGAGGUUUAUCCAUGUUGCACAUGGCAGGAUUUCCUUUUUUAGAGCUGAAUAAUAUUCCAUUGUAUGUAUGGCAUGUUUUCUUUAUUCAUCUUUUUUUUUAAGAUUUUACUUAUUUAUUUGAGAGAGUGAGAGAAAGCAUCAGCAAUGGGGAGUUGGGGGUGGGGGAGAAGCAGGCUCUCUGCCAAACAGGGAGCCCAAUAUGGGACUCGAUUCUGGACCUCAGGAUCAUGACCUGACCUGAAGGCAGACACUCAACUGACUGAGCCAUGCAGGUGCCCCUCUUUGUUCCUCUCUUGAUGGAGAUUUAGGUUGCUUCCAUAUCUUAGAAAUAAUGUUCAUAUGCUAUAUUUUAUUCAAUGUAAUACAGCCAAAAUGCCAUUUCCACGUGUAAUAAAUAUAAUUUAUGGAGAUAGUUUACAUUCUUUUUCCAUACUAACCUCUAAAAUCCAGUGGCUGUUUUUCUGUGUACAGUAUUUCAUUGUUUGGACGUAUUGUUCCCUCCUGGGGCGUAUUUGGGCAGUUUCAUUCUUUGGGCACUAUAAAUGGUGCUGGUAGUAGAUGACCUUGUAUUCACUUGUGAAUACAUGCUCUUUGAUGUUAAACUUUACUAAGAUAAUUCUUGAGUCUGGCUUUAGGUGUCUCUUAGUAAUGAUAAGGCAGAUGGAGCUAGACUGAGAAAACUAGUAUAUCCUGGCUUUGCUUCAUUAAACUGUUGGGAAAAAGAAAUAAGGAAAAAUGGCUCAAAUCUGUUGGCUGAUACUUGCAUUACUGUUAGUAGACUCCCGGAUGAACUUGACCACCCCAUUCCAGUCUCUGUCUCUCUCACAAGCCCAUAGCUGAGGUCUGUGGUUCCAAGUCUCCCAAUUUUUUUUAGGAGCACUAAAAAUGGUAACAAAUAAAGUUUGUUUUAUCUUUUGUUUUUUAUUUAAAUUCCAGUUAAUAUAUAGUGUAAUACUAGUUUUAGGAGUAGAAUUUAGAGAUUCAUCACUUCCGUAUACCAUGCGGUGCUCAUCAUCAGUGCCCUCCUUAACCCCCUUCACUCACUUCCCCUCCCCCCCGGCUGCCUCCCUUCCAGCAAUCCUGUUUGUUCUCUAGAGUUAAGAGUCUUUGAUGGUUUGCCUCUCUUUGUCCCGUCCCUCGCUGUGUUGAUCUGUUUUAUUUCUUAAAUUCCACAGAGUGACAUCAUAUGUCUUAUCUCUUAUUGGCUUAUCUUUUUUAAAUUUAUAGAUUCACAAAAUUGACAUUGGGACAAUUCCCAAAGUUUAGUCCUGUUUCACCGGUUUUACAUGCACUCCUUUGUGUGUGUGUGUAUUGUUCGGAUCAGUCAUACCACGUGUAGACUGAUGUAACGACCAUAAAUAAUCAAGACACAGGACUACAAACCGUAAGUGAUGCUAUCAUAGGAAACAAACAUGAGAUUGCUGGAGGGGAAUGGAGUAAGUGGUUGAUAGACAUUAAGGAGGAAAAGUGAUACAAUGAACACUAGGUAUUAUAUAAGACUGAUGAAUCACUGAUCUCUGCCUCUGAAAGUAAUAAUAUACCAUAUGUUAACUGAAUUUAUAUGAAAAAAAAAAAAAAAAAAAGACACAUAACUAUUCCACACCACAAGGCUCAGCCAUGAUUUUUUCCCUUCAUAGCUGUCCCCAACCCUAUCCCCCAUCUUUAACCCCUGGCAACCACUAAUCUAUUCUCCAUCUCUAUAAUCUUGUUAUUUCAAGAAUAUUAUAUAAAUGGAAUCAUAUAGUAGUGACCUUUUGAAAUUGGCCUUUUCCACUCUGUAGUUCCCCUGAGAUUCACUCAGGUUCUUGCAUGUGUCAGUAACUUAUUCCUUCUUACUGCCACUCAGCACUCCAUGAGAGGGUGCAGUUUUUACUUUAUCAUUUGGGUUUGGUUUUUGGUAGAUCAUGCUUUUGGUGUCAUGUCUUAAGAACUCCUCAAGCCCAGGGGUGCCUGUGUGGUUCAGUGGGCUAAAGCCUUCAGCUCAGAUCAUGAUCUCAGGGUCCUGGUAUUGAGCCCCACAUCGGGCUCUCUGCUCAGCAGGGAGCCUGCCUCCCCAUCUCUCUCUCUGCCUGCCUCUCUGCCUACUCGCGAUCUCUGUCUGUCAAAUAAAUAAAUAAAUCUUAAAAAAAAAAAAAACAAACAAAAAACUCUUCAAGCCCAAAGAUUUUAUAUAUUCUAAGCGUUUAUAAUUUUAUGCUGUACACUUAAAUCUAGGAUCCAUGUAUCCCUUUUGAGUUUUUUUUUAAGAUUUGCCCAUUUAUUAGAGUGUGUGAGUGGAGGGGGUGGGGACAGGCAGACAGAAUCUCGAGCAGAUCUUGCUGGUGGGGAGCCCGACAACACAGGAAUCAGUUGCAGAACCCUGAGACCACCACCUGAGCCGAAAUCAAGAGUUGGAUGCCCAACUGACUUAACCACCCAGGGGCCCCUUGAGUAAUUUUUCUAUAAGGUGUGAGGUUCAGCUCAAGAUUCCUCUUGGUUUUUUUUGUUUGUUUGUUUUGUUUUUUUGCCAGAGGACUGGAUAUAUUAUGUAUCUCUUUGCUGUGUUGGUAUAACACAAAUUAGUGUAUGCAGUAAAUGGAUACAGGUGUAGACAAGAUACAUAUUUAUACAAAUGGAAUUGUUGUUGUGAAACAAAUGUCUCCAAGGAAAGGAUGGAGCUGUAUGUAAAACUGAAUGUUACUUAUGUCUAUGAAUGGAAUAUUGGAUAACAUUAAUAUUUUAAGGAAAUAAAUACAAAAUUGAAUGAUGGGUUAAUUA